AUGACGAAGGACAUCGAAUGCGCAGCCUCGCAAGGCGGCCUGGUCUGGGAGGACAUCAGCGUGUCUCUGCCUGCCAAGCGCCCUCUCAGCUCCUAUUUCCGCAACAUCCCUCCCUUCGCCGACAAGCAGCUUCUCACCGGCCUCUCGGGUAGCGUUGCUCCCGGCGAGAUGCUCGCCAUCAUGGGCCCGUCCGGCGCGGGCAAGUCUACCUUUCUCGACGUGCUCUCUACCCGUCGCGCCCCCUCUUCGGGCAGCGUCACCGUCUCGAUUGCGACCAAGGACGUCAAGAGCGUCUCGUCCUAUGUCGAGCAGCACGAUUCGCUGCUCGGCGUGCUCACUGUCCGCGAAACCAUCUGGUACUCUGCCAAGCUCUCUCUCCCACCCACCACCCCCACUGCCGAUAUCGACGCGAGAGUGGACGUGAUCAUCGCCGACCUCGGACUGACGUCUGUGGCAUCCCAGCGAAUCGGCACACCCAUCCAGCGUGGUAUCAGUGGCGGUCAAAAGCGACGUGUCAGCAUCGGUUGCUCGCUCGUCACCCUCCCCAAGAUCCUGUUCCUCGACGAACCCACCAGCGGACUCGACACGUUUACCGCCCACGAAGUCGUCGGUGCCAUCGCCAACCUCGCCAAGCGGCACAGCAUCGCCGUGCUCGCCACCAUCCACAGCCCCAACUGGGAGAUUUUCAGCACGUUUGACAACGCGCUGCUGCUGAGCAAGGGAAGGACGGUGUAUCAGGGUAGCACAGGUGGGGUGGCGGCUUGGUUUGCUGGGUUGGGCCAUCGUUGUCCCGAGUUUACCAAUCCGGCGGAUUUCAUGAUUGGGUUGGUCAACGAUGAUUUUGUCGAUUCGAGCCGAAGCAAGGGACGAGAGGGUGUUUCCAACGCAGGCGAGAAGGUCACCAAGGGCGAUUCGGGAGCGUUCGCCGAUGCCUGGGCUAGCCACGUCUCGACUCGUAUCACACCUGGCACGUCCCACCACGCCCUCGUUGGCAGUGGGCACGAUCGCUCGUCGCCCAAGUUCACGACUUGCUCGGACGCACCUUCGCCCUCGGCACCCGCAUCCAGCAGCUUCGCCAUCCACCUCUCGCGCACGCUCACCCUCACACGUCGCAACUUGCUCAACUACUCCCGCAACCUGCUCGCAUACGGCAUUCGACUCGGCAUGUACCUCGGCAUGGGUGUUCUGCUUGCCACUGUGUGGGUGCAUCUCUCGCUCACCGAUACGCGCAUCAACGACCGGCUCUCGGUGCACUUCUUCAGCGUCGCCUUCUUGGGCUUUAUGGCUGUUGCUGGUAUCCCAUCUUUCUUGGAAGAGCGGGCGGUGCUGUUGCGUGAAUCGCGCAAUCGGUUGUACGGUCCACUGGCGUUUACGCUCGCCAACACGAUCUCGACCGUACCGUUGAUGUUUGUCUGCUCGCUGCUCUUCUCCGUGCUCACCUACUGGAGUAUCGGUCUGCGACCGGGCGGGUUUGGCAAGUUUCUGGUCUUUCUCUACCUCGGCGUGCUCACGGCCGAAUUUCAGGCUCUGCUCGUCGCAGCGGCGCUACCGAUCUUCGUCGCCGCCCUCGCGGUCAGUGCGUUUCUGAAUGGCUUCUGGAUGUGCGUCCAGGGCUACUUUAUUCGGGCUGCCAAUCUGCCCAGGUUUUGGUACUACUGGGCCCACUGGAUCGACUACGAGACGUACGCGUUUGAUCUGCUCGUCCAGAACGAUAUGCUGGGGACGGUUUUUGCCUGUCAGGGCAGCGUGGUGGGAGGUGAUUGCAAUUGCGCCUACCCGAGCUCGCUGAUCAAGCAAGGGAUCUGCGCGGUCAGCGGGGAAGAUGUGAUGCAUGCGAUUGGCAUACCGACCAACACGAUGGGGCUGUAUGCGGGGCUGCUGGUCGUCAUCAUGGUCGUGUACAGGGUCGGGUUUUAUGGCGUGUUGAAGUGGCAGCUGCGCUGA
Messenger RNA from Kalmanozyma brasiliensis GHG001, 1944 nucleotides. Its product is annotated as ABC-2 type transporter. Gene Ontology annotation, molecular function: ATP binding; ATP hydrolysis activity; ABC-type transporter activity. Bases 1 to 1944 code for a protein of 647 amino acids. NCBI's taxonomy places the organism in Eukaryota, Fungi, Basidiomycota, Ustilaginomycetes, Ustilaginales. Gene Ontology annotation, cellular component: membrane. The record is from RefSeq and is a predicted model, not a curated record. The transcript has a single exon.